Molecule: messenger RNA, 1906 nt
Organism: Aedes albopictus (Asian tiger mosquito)
Lineage: Eukaryota; Metazoa; Arthropoda; Insecta; Diptera; Culicidae
Exons: 2
Coding region: 425-1645 (406 amino acids)
Molecular function (GO): zinc ion binding; nucleic acid binding
Source: RefSeq, a predicted model, not a curated record
UGUAGGUGAGUAAACUCUCCGAUCCCUCUUUGAACGAUCGGGGAUCGGGUGCAUGACGGAGAUCUGUAGUACGAUUCGGCAUUCAGUUGACGACGCUUGCCACGGACGGGUGCAAAUUUUAGUGUUUGGGAUGGAACGACGAGAGUACCCCAAGCCAGCCAGAUCUGUGGACGUGCAAGAAAAUUCGGCCGAUGGACACCGCAACGUGGACGUUCCGGUGAAUUUUGCUGAUGGGCACCAAAACGCGGACGUGACACAAAAUUCGGUGGAUGGGCACCACAAUGGCGCAGCAAACGCUCCCAUGCGCGAGCCAACGUCAAAGAAGAAGAAAGUUAAAGUCGCUAAGGCGUCUAAGACGGACAAAUAAUCGAAAACCGACAAGUUCAAAGCAUUAAGUAAGGAGCUGGAGGAAUCUAAGGCUCGUAUGUUAGCUUUGGAGGAGGCGCUGGCACGAGAACGUGCGGAAAAGGAGGCUUUGAAAGCACGUGCGGACAUUUUGAACAAUAGUCGAUGUGUUGUCGAGGAGAGCAGCGUUGACUUCGAUGGAGCGCCAAGACCAUGUAGUACUCGUCGAGCAGCAACGGUGACGAACGCCGAAGAAACUCGUUUCAUGUCAUCGGUGACCCAGCUUUCAGUGUCCUCGCUGAACGUCCCGGAGUGUGUUCCACUGGCGGACGACGAUGACAUCAACAGACACUCUUUUGAGAUGUGGAAGGACCUGUUGAUCGACUCGAUGAAGUUGGCAGGGAUUCAAGAUGAAGAAACCAGAAUCACCCUGUUCAAAAUCAAGGCCGGGCCCCGACUACUUGGGGUAUUCAAGAACACAAGCUCCACCGAGGAUGCUCCCUCUGCAGAAACACAGCCGUUUGCCAAUGCAAUGCACCGUUUGAAAGCCUACUUCGGUUCGGGGUCAGACAUUAUGUUGCAGAGGAGAAAACUUGCGCUAAUGUCCCAGAAACCAGAUGAGUCUGAUCUGCAGUUCGUCAAUCGCGUUGCAGCAACCGCACGGCUAUGUGAAUUCAGUACAGGAAAAGAGUUCGAAGAAAUCACCGGAACAGUCGCAGGACAGGCACGAAAUCGUGAUGUACGGACAGCAGCGCUACGAAUCCUGAACAAAGGGGGUUCAAUCACUGACUUGGUCGAUAAAGUUCGCGAGAUCGAAACCAUUCGACUAAACGAGGAGUACUACAGGCAAAAACACAUUCAGUCAGAGCCGGCAGUCAUUGCACCGAUAAGAGCAGAUUAUCCCAGGAACCAAGCAGCCCGUGGUCGUUUCCACCCGUAUCAGUCGGCGCCUGCUUUCAAUUCUCGGGGCAAAUCACGUUUCGGAGAAUUCGCUAGUCAACGCAACACCCGUCGUGACACGCCCGGGCAUCGAGGAACAAACUAUGACCGCGGAGAACGAUGCUGGAGAUGUGGAAACGUGUACCAUUUGCCUUCGGAAUGUCCAGCCAUUGACAAGAUCUGUCGAAACUGCAGCAAAGUUGGUCAUUUUCAAAGAGUUUGCAGGGCUCCAUUCAGACCGGCUGUGAUGAACGAGUUCAAAUCGGAAAUACCAGAAGCGAGCAUCAAGAAGGUAGCAGCAGUCGAAGAGAUGGAUGUGGAACCAAAACCGGAGAAUGUAAGUGAUGUCCCCGGAAAUUAAUGAUAAUGUAUACCGAUAUUUGAUUUUUAUACCUGUGACAGCAUUCAUAGGCGUUGUCGUUUAAUUUGUUUCAUGAUUGAUUUCGUUUCAUUGUUUAAUCUAUCAAAAUAAUUUGAUAUGCUUUCAUUUAUUGAAUAAAAUGAAUUCAAACAAUAAAUUUAUAGCAUCUUUUAUUUAAUUAAAAGUUAUUCCAUGUAAACAAGGUCUGAAAUAAGUUAGUCGUCAACGGUAUUAUUGGAAAUCAAUAGCAUCAGUAUUCGA